Molecule: messenger RNA, 1562 nt
Organism: Dermatophagoides pteronyssinus (European house dust mite)
Lineage: Eukaryota; Metazoa; Arthropoda; Arachnida; Sarcoptiformes; Pyroglyphidae
Gene: rau
Product: RA domain-containing protein rau
Biological process (GO): positive regulation of epidermal growth factor receptor signaling pathway; signal transduction; positive regulation of fibroblast growth factor receptor signaling pathway
Source: RefSeq, a predicted model, not a curated record
UUUCAAUCAUACAACAGCAACCUUUAACAACGAAAAAAAAAAUAUCACACCGAAUAAGGUAUUUCCCAUAUCUUCUGCCUACUCUUGUUGAGAAAAAAAAGUUUUUGAAUUUUAUUCCAUAAUCAUCGUUAAUAUUCGAAGAAAAUCAAUUUCAAUCAUGCUCAAAUACGUUUCAACACCGAUGCCAACAUCAACAUUGUCGGUUUCAAAUGAUCAACAAACAAUGUUUAAUGUUGAUCUAAAACGACAAUCAUCAUCAUCAACAUCAUCAUCGGAUUCAAUUUCAUUGAAUAGUUCUGAUUGUAGUUCAAAUGGAUCAUCAUCUAUAAUGAACGAUUCUAUUGAAUCGCCCAUCACUCAUCAUCAUUCGAAUAAUUUAUUAGUUCCUGUCAUAGACAAUCAUCAUCAUCAUCUUCGUUCAUGGAGUUCAUCUUCAUCUUCAAUAUCAUCAUUACCUAGUCUAAUUACGGAUAAUGUUCCAUUAUCACCAUCAUCAUCAUCAUCGAUAAAUCAUUCGACAAAAACUGUUUCAUCAACAAAUACGAUCGAUCGUAAAGUUGUAAUUAAAAUAUUUACACGUGUUCUUUGUACAGAUGUUGAAUAUAAAACACUUUCCAUAUCAAAUCAUACAACCAGUCGAGAAAUUGUACAAAUGAUAUUGAAAAAAUUUCGUCUCAAUCAUCGAGAUCCUAAUCUUUUUUAUUUAACCCUUGAAGCAUGGAUUAAACAAACCGGUAUACCAAUACGUAGUGUUAUGACAUUGGAUGAUGAUGCAUGUCCAGCAUUACUUCAAUCUUGUUAUCGACAAAAAGAUUUAAAGUUUACAUUAGUUAUGCGUCGAGGUGAAAAUGUUCGCAUUCAUAAUCGAUGUCAACAUGGACCAUCAACUUUAAAUAUUCUCUUAUCGGAUAGGACAAAUGUUGAAGAGUUAACUCGAUUAGUUACCGGUAUACUUGAUCUACCAACGGAUAAUAAACAAUCAUAUGAGCUUUAUGUUUAUUCACCUUCUUGUAAAAUUGAACAAAAAUUGUCACCAACCGAUCGACCAUUAGCUAUACGUAUGGAAUGGCCAAAUCAGGAUUUUAAUCGUUUUGAAAUCCGUCCAUAUCAAAUCCAACACAACUAUCAUCAUCAAUAUAUAGACAACAACAACAGUAAUGAUUCUCGUUUGAUAAUGGCUGAUUUUCGAAAAAAUUUUAAAUCUGAAUUUGCAAUGAAUUUGUUGGGUGCAGCAAAUCAUAAUAAAAACAUUACUAUUACAGCGGAAAAUCGAAAUCAACAUUGCCAACAAUAUCAUCAUCAUCAACAUCAUCAUCAUCCUCAUUCUCAUUAUCAAUCACAUCCACAUUUACAGCUAGAGCAGCAACAUUCAACAUCAAAAUCAACGACCGGAAAAGUUUUGUACAUCUAACCGAAAACUUCUCCUCACACACACCCCCUAAACUAUAUCAGUGUUGUAUCAUUUUACUUCGGUCAUCAACAUUUUUUUCCCUCUCUCUCCAUUUCUAGUCUAACAUAUUAUAUCAAUGAUUUUUUUCCUUCAACAUUAUUUUUUUUUGCUG